AUGUCUCAAAAUCUUGAAGAUGUGAGUAGUUGGAGCUUCAUACAAAUCCUCAACAAUCCUUCUACCUACCAUCAUCAACUCGAUUAUAAAGAAGACGAUAACGACGUCAACAUUCACCUAUCUUCUCUCGUCAUGAGCACGAAAAGCUUGGAGAUGUGCACGGAGAGCUUAGGAAACGAGACGGGUUGUUAUUUCAACGAAAGCAUGGAGGAAAGGGACAUUUCUCAUGGCAUUCAACGAUCAAAAUGUCGAGAAUUCAAGAAAAGAAUUAAAAGGACAGUGAAUUUCCCACCUCCGCUGACUUCAAUCAGCGGAAAUGAGAGGGUUAGAAUAAGAUCUCACCGUGAAGGCGGUCGUUUAGUGUUAAGAGCUGUAAGCAUACAUGCUUGCAGCUCUUACUUUAAAGCAGAGCGUGCCAAUGGCACGCUCACACUUUCGUGGCGAAAUGAUGGUACUAGUAGUAAAGUUGCACAAUUGGCUGAAGUUGAAAAUGGUGAAGAGGCAAAUAGUUGUAGAAAAUUAACUAGUGAAAUUGGGAUACUAAGAAGGUGUAAAGAAAAAAGUGGAAGUAGAAUUAAAGGGAUUUCAAAUUGGGGCCAAUUUUGGGUGGCCAUUUCCUAAA
Solanum stenotomum is the source of this 622-nucleotide messenger RNA. RefSeq names its product protein FANTASTIC FOUR 3-like. The record is from RefSeq and is a predicted model, not a curated record. The coding region runs from base 1 to 621 and encodes 206 amino acids. Lineage: Eukaryota; Viridiplantae; Streptophyta; Magnoliopsida; Solanales; Solanaceae. The transcript has a single exon.